AUGCGUCAACUACUUCGUAAUGAAGAUGAUGAUGACCAACACUUAAAUGGCAAUUCUUUAGGAAAUGCGGCUUUUGGUGGCAAGGGAGCCAUCUGGAAAAGCUAUUUAAAAUGCAAUGGAACUGAAAACAAAUUGAUGGACUGUAAAGACGGGGGACCGUCUUAUUAUUGUUCGCAUUCAGAAGAUGUAGGAAUCGAUUGUUUUAAUGAGGCUCCUAGAUCUGGUGAAGUACGAUUAAUUUCUGGAAGACUCGAGAUAUUUUACAAAGGAAUAUGGGGCACAGUUUGUGAUGACAGCUUUGAUGAUAUUGAUGCUCAAGUGGCUUGUAGACAACUUGGAUACAAGUAA
Messenger RNA from Mytilus trossulus (common blue mussel), 348 nucleotides. Its product is annotated as macrophage receptor MARCO-like. Gene Ontology annotation, cellular component: membrane. Bases 1 to 348 code for a protein of 115 amino acids. The transcript is spliced from 3 exons. The record is from RefSeq and is a predicted model, not a curated record. Lineage: Eukaryota; Metazoa; Mollusca; Bivalvia; Mytilida; Mytilidae.